GAGGGAUCGAAAGAAAAAUAUGGUUCGCCUAUCGAGCGAUCUUUUAUCGGAAGUAAUUAGGGGAACGUCGUUAAAUUACUUAAUAGAAGGAAAGUAUAGGGGGGAAGAAAGAAAGGAAGAAGAAUAUAGUAGAAAUCGGGGUAAAAGUUUGAUAGGGCAGACAUGCGCGAAACGGUUCGACGGGUAAAUCGACCCGCGAAAAGACGGUCCAAUCAGCGGCUCCGAACGAGUCGGUUGGUAGCAGACGAGCUUCGGCUCCGAACGGUGUAUGCGCCAUACGUCGCUCGCGUCUCGGUCAACUUCAGUAAUCUGCAGGAUGCCGCCGUGAUCGUACGGGAUCCGUUCGAUCGGCCAACUGCGUGUCACAUGUGUCGCGAAUCGGUGCAUCGAAUAGACGUACGAAGCUCGUCGCGUAUCGAUUCGACAGCCGUUCGUUUGUCCAACAGCGAGUCGAGACCCGCUGGAUCCAGAGGAAUCGAACAGAUUCGCUGGAGAUAGAUGCAUCCUUGAAUCCUGACCUAAGGGCUACGUAUGUCCGCUCCAAUUCGCUAUGAGUACAGGAAGAAAAUCGUGUAUCGGGAGAAGAUGACCCCGCGACGGCACGUGUUCGCGGCGAUACGACGAACACUGUUGGCCGCUGGUAUCCUGACGUUGCUGGUGUUGGCUUUGUCGAACCAGGAUACCAGCAACAACACGCAACAAUUGUUGGAGGAGGACUCGAACCUGACACCGGAGGAAAGAUUAAUGGAGGAAGCGACUAACGUCGAAACGGAGAAACGAUUGAACGCUAGGAGGAUGUUCCUCGCGGAGAAAUGUGCCGAGGAGGGAUUAGAUCGACCUGGAAACGACUCUCUUCAUAGGCCUAACGCUUGGGAGUUCCUUGUAAAUAGAGAGUACCAUUUGAUAUGGUGUAACGUGUUCAAAGCGGCAUCUACGUCCUGGAUGUACAAUUUCAAUCUCCUCGCUGGGUAUAGCCCGCAAUUUCUGAAGGCCUCGAAAGCUGUACCAGUUUCUUUGGCGAGGCAGAAAUACCCCCGACAUACAGCGGAAGAACUGAACAGGUUCUUAAACGACAGUAUCAGCUUCCUAAUCGUUAGACACCCGUUCGAACGACUGCUCAGCGCCUACAGAGACAAAUUGGAGCAUAGCUUACCGCAUACGUUCCACAGCAAUCUCGGAGCUCAUAUCGUGUGGCAUUACAGAUCCAGGGAUUCAAAAACAAACGGACGACGCGGUCCAAGGUAUCCGCUGUUCGAGGAGUUUGUACGAUGGCUGUUGUGUCAAUGGAAAGCUGGCAACGAGCUGGACAUGCAUUGGACACCGGUUGUCAACUUUUGUACGCCGUGUCAAGUGAGAUUCGACGUGAUCGCAAAGUUCGAAACGCUUCAUGAAGAUCAAGAUUAUCUCAUAAAGCAAGCACGCGUAGGCCACAUCGUUAAACCCGAAUGGAAGAAUCCAACCAGAGGUGUCCAAACGAAGGACGUGAUAAAGAACUACUUUACUCAAUUGUCGAAAUCACAAAUCAAACAUCUGUACGAGAUGUUCAGGUACGACUUUGUGCUUUUCGGUUAUUCUCCCGACGAUUACAUCGCGCUUGGCACGGACGAAGAUACCGCAUUGAUAUGCAAAAAAUAGUACCAAAACUUCCUCUCCUUAUACAAUUAUCUACACUCGUAUAGCGAGCGUGUACGACGCUCGAAUUUCACGAUUUAGUCCGAACGCGUUACAAGAUAUGCUCUUUGCAUCGCGUCGAUUACAACGAAAAUGUUACAUAGGGCCACGAUCGAUCAAAGUACGCUUUUCAAUCGUUCAGGUUGACAGUGUAUACGAACACGCUGGUGCAUUGAAAUUUUUUAUAAACGAAAUACCGGUCUAAUCGAUCGUUAGGGCCUAACGAAACUUCGAUAAACUAUUUGUAAAUUGUUAUAAACCAUUUUAAAUUAGCAAUAUCUAAGUUAGUUAAGUUAGAGAGAUACUUAAGCCGAUCAAUUUCCUAACUUACGUAGGUAGGAAUUAUGCUCGCUGCUCAAUCCUUAAAUAUCGAAUUAUCUUUGUCUAAUUUCUUUUCGUUCGAUCAAUUCCUCUAUCAAAGAGUCUCGUGUACUCCUCGUAUGCUUAUUCUUCUUAUUAUUAUUCUUAUUCUUGUUCGCGAGCAUGCUCAAUGGAUUUCUAUACUUUCUCUGUAGAUUUCUUUCGCGUAUGCAUUCUGUUAUUGAUUAUUAAUUCUCUGAUUUAUUCAUAUUUUAGAAGAUGCCUUUACAUUUCCCUCAAUUUUACAUGUAUAUAUUCGUAUCUGUAUAUAAAUAUAAAUACGUUGAUAGAAAUUAUA
Megachile rotundata (alfalfa leafcutting bee) is the source of this 2329-nucleotide messenger RNA. Its product is annotated as carbohydrate sulfotransferase 11. Lineage: Eukaryota; Metazoa; Arthropoda; Insecta; Hymenoptera; Megachilidae. Gene Ontology annotation, molecular function: sulfotransferase activity. Gene Ontology annotation, cellular component: membrane. Gene Ontology annotation, biological process: carbohydrate biosynthetic process. The record is from RefSeq and is a predicted model, not a curated record.